Messenger RNA from Solanum verrucosum, 1304 nucleotides. RefSeq names its product calcium uniporter protein 2, mitochondrial-like. Gene Ontology annotation, biological process: calcium import into the mitochondrion; mitochondrial calcium ion homeostasis. Gene Ontology annotation, cellular component: mitochondrial inner membrane; uniplex complex. The transcript is spliced from 2 exons. NCBI's taxonomy places the organism in Eukaryota, Viridiplantae, Streptophyta, Magnoliopsida, Solanales, Solanaceae. Gene Ontology annotation, molecular function: calcium channel activity; uniporter activity. The record is from RefSeq and is a predicted model, not a curated record. The coding region runs from base 89 to 1132 and encodes 347 amino acids.
AUCAUCGUUGAACAAUCCAAAUCCUAAACCAAAAUCUCCCAUUUAUUCAAAUCAAUUUUUUCUCUCUUUCUGAAACCUCUUAUUAUCAAUGGCGUUCAAAAAAACUCUAGCUCAGCGUCUUUCCAAUGUAUACAAAACCACCGGUUUUUCCAUUUCUGCUUGUCGCAUAUCUUCAUCAUCCAUGUCAGCCAGAAAGCUGGUCCCUCCUCAUCCUGACGACAAAAUCGCUCCAGAUCCCGGAGAUAAUGGAAUUUUCCGGCGAUUCAUCCAGCGGCGACUCAUUAACACAUAUCCGGCGACUUCGCCGGAGCUCCGGUCACUACCUAUCGGUGAAAGUCUCAUCGAGAAAAUCCGUGAAAUGGAUGUCAACAGAAGCAGGAUCAAACUCGAUGGAUUCCUGCCGCCGCUAGAGAUGAGGCCGGAACCGGAGCCGGAGAUAACGACGGAGGGGAAAUUGACGGUGGCUGAUGCGAAGAAGGUGUUAAAAAUAUCACAAUUGGAGAUGGUGAAAUUGAGGCUAAAGCAAACUGAAAAGAAUUGUAUUUCGUACCCGGAAUUUGUUCAGAUCUGCUCUGGAAUUAGUUCGAACAAUGAUUUAGGCAUGGAAUUCGCGAAGAUUCUAGAUGAUUCUGGAACUGUGCUUGUUCUGGGAAACGUUGUGUUCCUCAGGCCUGAUCAGGUAGUGAAAACUCUACAAAGUCUAUUGCCAAUCCCCGCGAACCAAAAUGACCCACAAAUGAUGAAGGAGCUCAACCAAAUGGAAGAGGAAAAAACAGCAAUUGACAGAAAAGCAGAGUCAUUGGUGCGUAGAGAAUUAUGGUGUGGGCUAGGCUACUUUGUCAUUCAAACAGCAGCGUUCAUGAGAUUGACAUUUUGGGAACUCUCCUGGGAUGUGAUGGAACCAAUUUGCUUCUAUGUUACAUCAUUUUACUGCAUGGCUGGUUAUACUUUCUUCCUAAGGACGGCGAAAGAGCCUUCUUUCGAAGGAUUUUUCCAGAGCCGGUUUGUUGCUAAGCAAAAACAACUCAUGAAGGUUCGGAAUUUUGAUCUUCAGAGGUAUAACGAGCUCAAAAGAGCUUGUUAUCCUCAAUCGUCGAUGGCGCAUCCUGAAAAAACCUUAACGUUUAAAUGAACAUUUUGUUAGGUAGAAGAAUUUAUUUUAGGAAUAGUUAAGAAGGGAGUGCAAACGAGUUAAAAGAGACAUCAAUUAGUCUCUCUGUUUUUUUCUUCCCUUUUUUUGGUUUAAUUUUUAACUUUCAAUGUAACGGUCAAUGUAUAUGCAAAUGAAGAGGAAUUUUCCAAAU